This is a messenger RNA of Amphibalanus amphitrite, 2808 nucleotides long. RefSeq lists its product as uncharacterized. Gene Ontology annotation, biological process: DNA integration. The transcript has a single exon. Gene Ontology annotation, molecular function: nucleic acid binding. The coding region runs from base 1 to 2808 and encodes 935 amino acids. Lineage: Eukaryota; Metazoa; Arthropoda; Thecostraca; Balanomorpha; Balanidae. The record is from RefSeq and is a predicted model, not a curated record.
AUGACGCGUGUCACAAUCAAUGGUCAAGAGUUCGAAGCGCUGAUCGACACUGGUAGCUCUCAGAGUUUCAUCCGUACCCGGGUCGCAGAGGACGUUCACCUGAACAUCGAACCCGCACAUGGUACUGUGUGCAUGGCCUCCACACAGCAUCAUGUCAAGGUGGCGGGGCAGUGUAGGGUGAGACUACGGGUUCAAGAUGAAUCAUAUGAUGACUACCUGUUCUCUGUCAUGGACGAUCUGUGUGCACCUGUGCUACUCGGUCAUGACUUUCUCAAGGCACACGAAAGCGUGUCCCUGACGUUCGGUGGCUCUCGAUCCUCGCUCAGCCUGUGCUGUCUGACUCCCGCAGUGGUAACGCCACCAUCCUUGUUCGGUAACUUGACGGAGGACUGUCACCCUAUCCAGGCCAAGUCACGCCGCUACAGCGCCUCCGAAGUGAAGUUCAUCGAGGGUGAGGUCGAUCGUCUCCUAAAGGAAGGCAUCAUCUCUCCCAGCACCAGCCCAUGGCGUGCUCAAGUUCUUGUGGUUGCAUCUCCUAGCGGGAAACGUCGGAUGGUUGUGGACUACGCCCAGACCAUCAAUCGCUUCACGGAGCUGAAUGCUUACCCGCUGCCAAGAAUCAACGAACAGGUUGAAAAGAUCGCUCAAUACUCCUACUUCAGCACGAUAGACCUGACCAGUGCCUAUCACCAGAUCCCCAUCGAUCCUGAAGAUCGCAAGUACACAGCUUUCGAAGCUGAUGGAAGACUCUUCGAAUUCCUUCGUAUCCCGUUCGGGGUCACUAAUGGGGUCGCCUGUUUUCAGCAGAUCCUCGACGAUGUCAUCCGAGCUGAGAACCUGCGCGACACAUUUGCAUACGUCGACGACGUGACCAUCUGUGGUCGCACCAGAGAAGAACAUGACAGGAACCUGGAGCGCUUCAUCGACGCUGCAAAGAAGUUCUCGCUGACGAUCAAUCAAGAGAAGAGUCAGUAUGGCAAGACAUCCGUCAGGAUCCUGGGGCAUGUGGUGGAGAACCGGACGAUUCGACCUGAUCCAGAGCGACUUCGAGCCUUGAUGGAGCUGCCGGUGCCCGAGGACGCGAAGGCACUGAAGCGAGCUGUAGGCAUGCUCUCACACUACUCCAAGUGGGUGUCGUCCUUCUCCGAGAAGCUCCGGCCGCUGAUCGACGGCGACUGCUUUCCCCUGUCGCCUGACGCGGUCGCGGCGUACCAGCGGUUGAAGGAAGACAUCGGUGCUGCUACCAUGUCAGCGAUUGACGACUACGCUACCUUUGUGGUAGAGACGGACGCGUCUGAUAAUGCGAUCGCAGCCACUCUUACUCAGAACGACAAGCCGGUCGCCUUCUUCUCGCGAACGUUAAACCCAUCAGAACGCAAACAGGCAUCCGUUGAGAAGGAGGCUGCAGCCAUAGUCGAGUCAAUUCGAAAGUGGCGGCAUCUUCUGAUUGGACGCCACUUCAAGCUCAUCACAGAUCAACGCUCGGUCUCCUUCAUGUUCGACCGCGCGAGCAAAGGACGCAUCAAGAACGACAAGAUACUGCGUUGGCGUCUCGAGCUGGCGUGCAUGAGCUUUGAGAUCGUGUAUCGUCCGGGGAAGUUCAACACAGUUCCCGACAUGCUAUCCAGGGCUGUCUGUGGCGCAACCGCCACGGACACUGAAGAUCUCAUCCGAUCUCUCCAUGGACAACUCUGCCACCCUGGUGUAACGCGGUUGUGGCACUACCUCCGGUCGCGGAAUGUGGCUUGUUCGGUGGAUGAUGUAAGGCGAGUCGUAACGCAGUGUAGAACCUGUGCACAGCACAAACCACGAUUCGUCCAUACCUCUAACACGCUUGUGAAAGCGACUAGGGUGUUUGAGCGAUUGAGCGUUGACUUCAAGGGUCCCCUGCCAUCAAACACUCAAAGAGCGUACAUGUUUGUCGUGGUAGAUGAAUUCUCUCGCUUCCCGUUCGCUUUUCCUACUGCCGAUACGUCUGCGGAUUCGGCGAUACAGUGUAUGAUGUCUCUGUUCACUAUGUUUGGCACACCGGAGUUUGUACAUUCCGAUCAGGGCACCGCCUUCACGUCCUCUCGAUUUAAGCAGUUUCUCCUACAGAACAGCAUCGCCCAGAGCUUCUGUUCGGCAUACAACGCCCCAGGCAACGGUCAAACCGAGCGUUACAACGGCAUCAUCUGGAAGUCUGUGUGCAUGGCCUGUCACUCUGACAGCAUCGACUUGAAAAACUGGGAAACCGUCCUCCCCCGGGCUCUGCACAGCGUUCGUUCGUUGCUAUGCACAGCCACGAACCAGACGCCUCAUGAACGAUUCUUCAAACAUCCUCGAAGGUCAAUCAAUGGUCAAGCUCUCCCUUCUUGGCUGGUGACAUCAGACAGGGUACUGCUCCGUCGGUUCAACCGCGCCAGCAAGUACGAGCCUCUGGUGGAUGAGGUCGAUCUUCUGCACGUUACUCCCACGUACGCCAAGGUCCGACUGCCGAGUGGUCGUGAGCCGACCGUCUCUAUCCGUCAUCUCUCGCCCAUGGGAGGUGAGAGCGCUGGGGAGCACUGCCAGAUGGGUGAUCAUCGAUCGAGUGAGACAGACGUGCCUCCUAUUGACUCGCCCUGUGACCCUGUGUGUCCCGCUGAGCGUGGCGACUCGUCUGAUGCUGUGUCCGUCUCUGCACCGGAUGUUCAUGAUGUACCUCCCGAGAUCUCGCCUGACUGUCCUGAUACCACUGUAACGAAUUUGGAUCGGCCUCUGCGAAGGUCAACCAGGGUGAAGCAGGUGCCUGUUCGAUUAAUGGACUAUCAGAUGUGUAAGCCGUGA